Messenger RNA from Phalacrocorax carbo (great cormorant), 2610 nucleotides. NCBI's taxonomy places the organism in Eukaryota, Metazoa, Chordata, Aves, Suliformes, Phalacrocoracidae. The record is from RefSeq and is a predicted model, not a curated record.
GCAGCAGCGGCGCUCCGCCCCGGGGGCGGGGCGCCGGCGGCGCGGGGCAGCGGGAGGUCAUGGCGCUGUCACGCGCGGAGCGGUGUCUGGUGCUGCUGCUGCGGCUGCUCUCGCGCGCCUGCCUGGCGCUGCUGGGACUCGCGUCCCUCGCGCCGCCGCGCGCCCGUCCCGCGCCGCCGCGCGCCGUCCCUCCACCGCGCCACCCGCUGCUGCUGCUGCCCGCCCGCCGGCUGGCGGCGCGGCUCCGCCACCGGGAGGUGACGUGCGUCGAGGUGGUUGAGGCGUACGUGGAGAGGAUCAAGGAGGUCAAUCCCCUCAUCAACGCCGUCGUUAAGGACAGGUUUGAGGAGGCCCUGCAGGAAGCCCGGCAGGUAGAUAAGCUGCUUUCGGAGGCCCCUGGCGAUGACUACCUGGAGGAGAAGUUCCCCUUGUUAGGGGUUCCCAUCACCGUCAAGGAGGCAUUUUCUCUGCAUGGGAUGCCCAACACAUCUGGCUUGGUGAACCGCCGCAAUGUGAUUGCCAGCUCAGAUGCCACGGUGGUGUCCCGGCUUAAGCAGGCCGGUGCCAUCCCACUGGGCGUGACCAACUGCAGCGAGCUGUGCAUGUGGUACGAGUCCAGCAACAGGGUCUACGGCCGGACCAACAACCCCUAUGAUCUGCAGAGGAUUGUGGGCGGCAGCUCAGGUGGGGAGGGUGGUGUCCUGGCAGCUGCCUGCUCAGUCAUAGGUGUGGGCUCGGACAUCGGUGGCAGCAUCCGGAUGCCUGCCUUCUUCAACGGCGUCUUCGGCCAUAAACCCACAACAGGGGUGGUGCCCAAUGACGGCCAGUUCCCAAAUGCCCGAGGGGUGCGGGCCAGCUUCCUGUGCACGGGGCCCAUGUGCCGCUACGCGGAGGAUCUGGAACCUGUGCUGAGGGUCAUGGCCGGUCCCGGAGUCAACAAACUGAAGCUGGAUGAAAAGGUGUCGCUGGAGAAAAUAAAAUUUCACUGCAUGGAUCAUGACGGCGGGUCCGUUUUUGUGUCACCUGUGGACAAGGAGAUCUUGCAGGCCCAAAAGAAGGUGGUGGAGCACCUCGAAGGCGAGCUGGGGAUCCAAGUUCGGCGUGUGGCAAUCCACAAGAUGAAGUAUUCUUUCCAGAUCUGGUCAGCCAUGAUGUCAUCCAAAGAAAGCGAUGGGCAGGAGGCGCAACUAUUCACAGACCUGCUGGGAGAUCACGGGAAGCCGGUGUGGCCACUGUGGGAGCUGAUGAAGUGGCUUGUGGGGAUGUCUUCCCACACUCUUCCAGCUAUUGCCUUGGGGCUGACAGAGAAGCUGAUGAAACUCGGCCUCAGUGGGAAUGCCAAGCUGGUGAGCAUGGGGAAGAGCCUGCAGGAGGAGAUGGAGGCCCUGCUGGGGACGGAUGGGGUGCUCCUCUACCCCUCCCAUCCCACCAUAGCUCCCAAGCACCACUCCCCCAUAUGCAUGCCCUUUAACUUCGCCUACACAGCUAUCUUCAACGUCCUGGGCUUGCCGGUGACGCAGUGCCCGCUGGGCCUGAGCAGUGAGGGCCUGCCGCUGGGCAUCCAGCUGGUGGCAGCCUCCUACAACGACCACCUGACACUGGCGGUAGCCCGGUAUCUGGAGAAGGCCUUUGGAGGAUGGGCUUUACCUGGGAAAGUUUAGCCUGGGCUCCUGGCACUGCAGAGAGGCAGAGAUGGAGAUGGUGGUGCCAGGUGAGGCAGCAGCAGGCACUGAUGCCCGAUGCCGUCAUGUCACUGCCUGCUCCCUCCACACCCUGCCUUGUGCCCUCCUGGGAGCAGCCGGCGGUGAUUCCAGCCCCUGGGGAAGCUAGGCUGUUGCCACUGGAGUCAUUCCCUGCAGCACCCUCUGCCAGGGGAGAGACCAGCCCUCCCUGUGGCCCCUCAGGAGCCCUGCCUGCCCAUGUCCUGCCUGUGGUGGGCAUCUGUGUUCUAGGCGCAGAGAUGGCCAUCUCUCUCUAAUGCUUGCUGCUUUGAAGACGCUGGGUGAAGGCUGGGCAGAGGAACUGCUGCCAGACUGCCUGGGGAUGACCGCCCAGCACCACUCUCAGGGCUGCCUGGGUGCAUCCAUCUUCCUUGGCUUUAUCCUCCCCACAGGGCUGGGACUGCACCUGGUGCACUGCAGGCUUAUCGGCCCCUGCAGCCUCCCUGAGCUGCCACAGGGUUUCCCCCACCCUCUAACCAAAAAGGGAGAGGGGCUGAGGGUGCCGGAGGAGCUGUAUGCUUGUCUCACCAGCAGUGCUUUGUGGGGUGGAUGGUGCUGGGCUCUGCCUGGUGCGGAGCUGACUGGCAAGGGACAAGGAGCUUUUGCUCUUGUGAGCUUUUGACAGCUCUGGAAGAGCUCUUUAAAUGCUCCUCUCCAAGUGCUGAGACAUCUAAACCAUCCCUGCCAGUGUUUUCUUCCCCUUUGCCCUAGGGGUGAUCACCCAGCCUGAUUGGCGUCCUCUGGCCCUGCCACCCACCCUCUUGAGCUGCCUGGCCUCUCUGCCCCCGUGAGCAGAUGCCGGCAGAAACCUGGGCAGCUGGCGGUUCUUUGGGCGGGCAACAAGCACAAGAUGUUCUGAGUGAGGGUGGUAUUAAAAAGAGUCUGUCCA